UAUAUUUUUGAAUUGAUCAUGGUGUCGUCAUCUUACAAUACUACUUUGACUUUUGACAUAUGUGCAUCUCUUUGUUUGAUAGAGUUGUAACUUUUAAAAAAGUAUAUUGAACGGUAACGACAAGAGGUUAUGAUAGAUAAAAAUAUACGAUAAAUUUUAUCGAGAAUUUCCUCGACUCGUUAAGAUUAGUCCACUAAAGUAAAAACGUAGUAUGGUCAGUUUUUUAAGAACGAACCUUUAAGUCGAGUUCCUUUUCCGUUAUUGUUGUUUUUUUUUUUUCCAGUUUCAACACACGAUGUCUUGGUUUUUUGGCAAAAAGAAACAUCAGAAGGAAUCGCCAGUUGAAUCGACUGAAGAUCUUACAUCUACUAGCAUAGAAAAUGAAUUUGAAAAUGUUGAAAGACAAAUGUAUCCUGUACCUCAAAAUUCUCAGGAUGGAAUACCUUAUCCUGGUGGUGGCCUAUAUCCACUCAUAAAUGACGCUUCAACUUAUCCUACACUACCUACAAAUUCAGCUAAACAAAAUCAGCAAGGGGAUAUGCAACAUUAUUUAAGUGGAGUACCAUUCAAAUUAUGUAAACAAUUGGAGAGUAAUAUGAAUGAUUUUGAGAUUGAUAGGUUACGUGCAAAUGAAAUUUUAUCUUUUAUCCAAAGAAUAGAGGAGCAAAAUUUAGAUUAUGAUUUUUCACAUGAAAAGAGUGUCAUUACGGAAAUGAAUAGCACUAGUGAUGAGUAAUCAAUAAAUGUUAUCUAAAUAUUUAUAGGCAAAAAGCGAUUUCGUUUUCUAAAUAUAUAUAUGAAACAGA
Molecule: messenger RNA, 806 nt
Organism: Vespa crabro (European hornet)
Lineage: Eukaryota; Metazoa; Arthropoda; Insecta; Hymenoptera; Vespidae
Exons: 2
Coding region: 296-736 (146 amino acids)
Source: RefSeq, a predicted model, not a curated record